Molecule: messenger RNA, 3156 nt
Organism: Peromyscus californicus insignis
Lineage: Eukaryota; Metazoa; Chordata; Mammalia; Rodentia; Cricetidae
Gene: Polm
Product: DNA polymerase mu
Exons: 11
Coding region: 729-2000 (423 amino acids)
Biological process (GO): double-strand break repair via nonhomologous end joining
Cellular component (GO): nucleus
Molecular function (GO): DNA binding; DNA-directed DNA polymerase activity
Source: RefSeq, a predicted model, not a curated record
GCGCUUCCCGGGGGUGGCCAUCUACCUGGCCGAGCCGCGCAUGGGCCGCAGCCGCCGGGCCUUCCUCACCCGUCUGGCGCAGUCCAAAGGCUUCCGCAUCCUAGAUACCUACAGGUGUGCGGCUCCCGCGAGGGCCCGGUGUUGGUGGGAUGCCAGCCUCGCGGGGGGGCUGGUAUAAGCCGGACACCCAAUGUAUGGACCCCCCGUGGCCCAGGGCGGGAGAUGGUUCGCAGCUGCGGACGGCAGCACCUGCGGCUUUGGGUUCUAAGCCAGGCCUGGCACUUCGCGGUUACAGUACCUUCCUCCAACUCGGAGUUCCUCUUUUUUAAAACGAUGCCAUCAAGCCAGAGACUUUUUAAAGAUCCAUACAAGGAAAAGUAGUUAGUGAGCCAUAUUUGCUAGCUGCUCUCCCUCCCAGUGAGCCAGUGGUCAAGGAUGUCCUGAGUUUGCAGAAGUCACCAACCAGCUCCUGUAGAGAACAUGCCCAGGGCAAUGGAGUAACUUUGCGACUGAAAGUAAUAAAGGAACUUGGAGCCUGGCCUCCUUAGGCUGGCUAGCUUGUUUGCACCUCCCCCGCAAAUAAUGAAACGUUCCUGAAGACUGGUGCACCCGACUCACAUAAGAGUGAAGAAAACAACUUGGAUUGCACAUGGCUCUACGUUUUUACAACAGCCCGACAAAAUAGUUUACGUUGGAUUUCUCCAAUCUCAGAGGUGACGCAUGUGGUGAUGGAGCAGACCUCAGCCGAGGAGGCCAUCUGCUGGCAGAAGAACAUGGAUGCUCUUCUCCCAGGCAGCCCCCAGCCAGUUCUGCUGGACAUCAGCUGGUUUACAGAGAGCAUGGCAGCAGGGCAGCCUGUCCCUGCGGAGGUCCGGCACCACCUGGAGGUACCUGAACCCAGGAAGGAGCCCCCAAGCUCAGUGACGAUGCCAACUUACGCCUGUCAGCGUCCCACGCCUCUCACACACCAUAACACUACCCUCUCAGAGGCUCUGGAGACACUGGCAGAGGCAGCAGGUUUUGAAGGCAAUGAGGGCCGUCUCCUCUCCUUCUCCAGAGCAGCCUCGGUGCUCAAGUCUCUUCCCUGCCCUGUCACAUCCCUGAGCCAGCUGCAGGGGCUGCCCCUCUUUGGAGAACAUUCCUCUAGAGUAAUCCAGGAGCUGCUGGAACAUGGAACAUGUGAGGAGGUGGAACAAGUUCGCAGCUCAGAAAGGCACCAGACCAUGAAGCUCUUCACCCAAGUCUUUGGGGUUGGUGUGAAGACUGCCAACCGGUGGUACCAGGAAGGCCUGCGAACCCUGGAUGAACUCAGAGAGCAGCCCCAGAGACUGACCCAUCAGCAGAAAGCAGGGCUCCAGUACUACGAGGACCUGAGCACCCCAGUUGGGCGAGCUGACGCAGAGGCUCUGCAGCAGUUGGUGGCGGCCGCUGUGAGACAGACCCUGCCCGGGGCCACUGUCACGCUGACUGGCGGUUUCCGGAGGGGGAAGUUAGAAGGUCACGAUGUGGACUUCCUUAUCACUCACCCUGAGGAGGGCCAAGAAGUGGGGCUGCUGCCCCGAGUGAUGAGCCAACUACAGAGGCAGGGACUUGUCCUGUAUCACCAAUAUCAUCGCAGCCACUUAGACUCUGCCCACCUCCUGCGGCAGAACUACACCAUGGACGCUUUUGAGAGGAGUUUCUGCAUCUUGUGCUUGCCCCAACCCCCACACGCAGCUUUAGUGGGGGGCCUGCAGCCCUGUCCAGCCUGGAGAGCUGUGAGGGUAGAUCUUGUGGUCACCCCCAGCAGCCAGUUCCCCUUUGCUCUUCUUGGCUGGACUGGCUCCCAGCUAUUUGAGCGGGAGCUACGGCGUUUCAGCCGGCAAGAGAAGGGGCUGUGGCUGAACAGCCAUGGGCUGUUUGAUCCUGAGCGGAAGACAUUUUUCCAUGCAACUUCUGAGGAAGACAUUUUCAGACUCCUGGGCCUCAAGUACCUUCCUCCAGAGCAGAGAAAUGCCUGAUCCUGCCUGCUGGCCACCACACCCACCCACAAAAAAUGAGGGGUCGCCUCACGUUUGACCAGGGAUGUUUGUGGACAGAAUGUGCUGACACCGCAUGGCCUCACCUGUGCAAAUGGAGUUUUCAGCUGCAGCGGGGACAUUGGCAAGGUGUGACCCUGAGUCAGCUUUCAACCGCCACACUCCCCAGGGUUAGGGGCCCUGAGCAGUUCGUAGAUCAUGGAACUAUGGCAGAGUCUGAAGUUUUGGUUCUGGUCCUGGUGUGAGCAUUUGAUCUGUCCAGCUGCUGUCUGCUGCAGGGUACCCUACUCAGUGUGCCGGAAAAGAGACCCGUGUGCCUGCCCUGUGCUUGAGCUGAUAUGGGAACUAUAAUUCUGGUUGUGAGGUGAUGCACAAGAAACCUGAGUGAGGGCUGUGCUGCAGAAUCUGGAGAAGGAAGUGGCCCAAGACAGAAACCUGGUGCUGCUGGGAGCCACAACCCACAGCUGGGCCCCAGACUUCAUAAGUGGCACAGCCCCAGAGUCCUCUUCCACAUGCCUCCUCUUCCACUCACAGCUGUUGCCCCCCUCACACUCUAGCCUGGGCUGAGCCUAGCCUGCCUACCCACAAUCCCCUGUGCAUCCACAGCCCCACAGUGAAUCCUGGGACAGAGACUGUGCAGCUCAGCCUGGCAGCAAUAUUGAAAACCAUCAGUGGGCAGCAGCUGAGUGCUCUUGCUGUCCUGAGUUGUGAGGUGCAGGCUCCCCGGUCCUGUCUCUCAAAGACAGUCGCUCUGCCGCUUCUGAAAGCCCCUGCAGCAGUUCCAAACCUGCAGUCCUCACGCAGGUCCUGUGGCUCUGGCAUUUCUGUCACCUCUUCCAGUCUCAGCUGUAUCCCUCUAGUUAAGCCACCCCCCUUCCCAGUUCACUUCCCAUGCCUGUUUGCAGACCCUUUGUGACCAAAUCCUUCACCUACUUGAGGCAGAAGCACUGACGUGGACUCAGCACGACGUCCUCCAUUUCCCUCACACCCCUGGCACCCUCUGGCUCAGAAGGCCCUUGCCUUUGCCUACUGUCCACCCAGUGCCCACUCUCCCUGACAGAGGAGAGCCUCCUAGACCAAUCGCCACAUUGUGAGUAUUUUAAAGAUCAACAUUCAAUAAAAUGAAUUAUUUUUCUUC